UUAUACAGGUAUUUGUUAUAUAAUAUAGCUUUACGUUUUAAGGCUGUAUUUUAGUCUUGUUUUAAGUUUAACGCAGAAUAACAUAAAUUGUAUAAGUGAAUAUUUAAAUAACAUAAAGAUGAAUUCAGGGAGAGUACUUAUGUGUAUCAUAAUUGUUUCUACAGCAGUUGGGAUUUUAUCGGCCUGUGAUGAAAUGGUAGAUAGAAAACGAUACUUCGGUCAUGAACCGAACUGCGGAGGACAUCAGUGCUUCUGUGUGAAUGAAAAAGCACAUUGUAUUGGAGAUAUGACUAUGAAGGUCAUACCAAAAUUGAGCCGAAAUAUUUCUGUACUUCAUGCGGAAUGUUACGAUUUUUCACAACUUAACAAAGAAUCGUUUAAAAACAUUCAAGAAUUAGAUCUGGAAAAGUUAUAUCUUCGUAGAAAUGACAUCCAAACACUUUCAGAAGAAACAUUUGAUGAUUUACAACAUUUAACAGUCCUUGAUAUCAGUGAAAACGAAAAGCUGAAUAAUGUAACACUUUUCAAAGCCCUCAGGCAUUUAAAUAAAUCUAAUAUCAUAAUGCUUUCUCUCGAAAAAAAUAGAAUAAAAUUCAUUAAUUUUACACUUUUAGAGGAAUUUACAAACCUGCAAAAUCUGACACUUGACGGAAACUUGAUAAGUUCAAUAAGUGGUCCCAGUGUUAUGAAACAUUUGAGGGUUUUGAAAUUAAUAUGGAAUCAAUUUCGGGAAAAGAACAGCUUACAAUUCUGCCUGCAAGGUAGGUCCAGAUAUCCAAAAUUAAAACGUCUGUAUUUGGGCCGUAACGUCCUUGGCCGAAACGGAAAACCACUGCAAUUGGAAUGGACUUGUUUGGACACUUUAGAAUAUUUGGAUCUCAGUAAUAAUACUCUAAUAGAAGUUAACGUAACAACUUUCAAAAAUUUAACGUCACUUAGAUAUUUAAACCUGGCUGCAAACUGGAUUGAAAGAGUUUAUGGACUUGUAUAUCCGCCAAGGCUGGAACAAAUAAAUUUCUUUGACAACCAUUUCACUCGUCACCCACCGAACUUGUGUCAUCAUAUUCGAAAUAACGUGACUUUCCCGAAUAUAAAGCGCCUAAACUUUGGCAGGAAUUAUAUGCAAACACUUGGCACGCGAUGGAAUUGUUUACCACGCAUAGAAACGCUGGAUUUCAGCAGGAAUGACGUCAGGUCUAUCCGGAAGCAUACAUUUUCAAAUUUUAAAAACUUGAAAAAUCUUUACUUAAGUAACUUGAUUCCUAAGACCAAAAGUUUUGAUUUAGAAGCUUUCAAAAGUGCAAGCCUGCAGAACUUGGAUUUACGAUUCAACCAAAUUGAUUUUCACGAGCUUCAGAAUCAGCGUAUGUUUGGCUUUAAUCCCAAUCUUACUCGGCUUGAUUUGUCGUACAAUAAUUUCACAGGUCUAUCUGUUGAGUCUAUAAAGGACAUUCUAUUACCUUUGAAAAAGUUAGAGAAACUAGUUAUGCAAGGUAUCAAACUUAAAACAUUCCCCGUCGAAUUUCUAGUAGAUUUUACACAACUGAAAGUGUUGAAUAUUGACAACAAUUUGAUACACACUAUAGAAAUUCCAGCAGCAUUCAUGGAAAAGUUAAAAAAUAUUCGAAUACAAAAUAUUUCAAUUGCACGUGGUCUCAUCAACACCGUCACGGAAAAUGCAUACCCUCUAAGUAUCAUUAAUAGUCUAAAAUAUCUAAAUCUUGGAGGCAAUCAGUUUGAUUGUGGCUGCAACAUGGAAUGGUUUAGGGACAAUGUUAACGUUUCAGGUUACUUCGGCAAUGCGCAGCUCCUUAACUGGCCUGAGAAUUAUGUUUGUAGUACGCCUACAUCUUUAGAAGGACAUCUUUUCGUGGACUUUAGGCCGGAGAUAGACUGUAGACCUAUUAAUCCAGUCUAUAUUGCAUUAAUUGCUAUCGGCACCUUUCUUGUUAUUUUCUUUACCAUAACCUCAGUUAUUUACUGGAAUAGGUGGUAUUUGAAAUACUGGUGGUAUAAAUGGGACAAACGUAGACGUUCUGCUCAUUAUAGAGACCCAGAACUACAACCAAUAUUAGACCAGACACAGUUUGAUGGAUAUGUUGUUUCAAAUUGCAAUGACAAUGGCUUUAUUCAUCAUCCCUUUCGAGAGAUGAUGGAAGAGAAACUGGGGUACAAACUUCAUAUCUGGGAACGUGACGCGAAAAGUGGUGCAUUAGUUGAUGUAAUGUUGGACGCAAUGUACGCGUCAAAACAGAUUGUUGUUGUCGUUUCAAAUAACCUUAUAUCGGAUGGAUGGUGUAAGUUUCAGGUCGAUGUAGCGGUUGACAUGAGUAUCGAAUUUGGCCGAAACUGUGUGCUAUUAGUUGUGCUGGAAGAUGUUGAUUUUCGUCCUAUAAGUAAGGCAUGGUGUGUCUUGUUAACAAAGAAACCCACGGCCUACUGGUCGGAUGAUAAAGACAGUAUAAAGUACAAACUCUACGAAGAAAAUGUUAAAACGCAUUUAGGACUACCUAUGUCUCACAGAAACGCAUAGCAUAAAUACUUUUAUGCACAAAACACUUCGCAAAUAUAUUGAGACAAUUUGGCAUUAUUUUAGGAAUCAAAUAACAAAACAUCAAGUAAUUAUUUGUACAAUGUAUAGUUUUGCUUUCUUUUAAGUUCAAAUUGAUGUAUUUCAUCCAAUGGUUUAUGCUUGCAAAGUAACAAAUUUUCGAAACAACAAAAUCGUCAACUACCGUUGGCUGGUGGUUACACAGCGCACGAUUUCCAUAGGCAGCUUCGGGGGAAAAUACACGUUUUUCGUACAUGCAUGACAACAAUAUCUAAUUGAGCUUUGUCGCUUCUGGAGUCACAAGUUUCAUUCACAUUGCAUGUAGAUAGCUUCGUUAUCCUGUCGGUUUCAAAUAGCAACACACGAUAACCACUUUGAAGUGCUAUAUCUAAAUUUAUUUGUGACGCAGUGUUAUUUUUCGCUCGUCUGUAUAUCCCUUUGUGUAUUAAAGUAUACUGGGCGUCAUUGAAGAGUUACCACUUAAUAUAUACCUCCAGCAUAAAUACUUCUAUACACAAAACACUUCGCAAAUAUAUUGAGACAGUUUGGCAUUAUUUUAGGAACCAAAAAAAAACAACAUCAAGUAAUUAUUUGUACAAUGUAUAGUUUGCUUUCUUUUAAGUUCAAAUUGAUUUAUUUCAUCAAUGAUGCAUACUUGCAAAGUAACAAAUGUUCGAUUUCCAUAGGCAGCUCAGGUGAAAAAUAUACGUUUUUCGUACAUGCAUGAUAACAAUAUCUAAUUUAGCUUUGUGGCUUCUGGAGUCACAAGUUCCAUUUACAUUGUAUGUAUGAAUAGCUUCGUUCUUCUGUUGGUAUCAAAUAGCAACACAUGAUAACCACUUUGAAGUCCUAUGUCUAAAUUUAUUUGUGACUCAGUGUUAUUUUACGCUCGUAUGUAUAUCUCUUUGUGUAUGAAAGUAUAAUAAAACUGUUGGGAGAUAAUGUUAUCAUUGUUGAUUUGUUUUAUUCAGAUGCAUAAAUUACUUAGUUUAUAUGCUACAAUUUAUUUUAAAUUGUAUAUUACUGUAAUUACAUGAACCACUAUUUAUAUCAUACUUUAUGUUUCUUCAAUACAUUUUUCCAUUACUGUGGUAUCUAAAAUACCAUAAUAGCCUGAAUUACUAUUCAUAUAGUAUUACUUUAUGCUUCAUUAUUCAUUUCAUUUUUCGUUUUCAUGUUUUAAAUACUUCCGAGUAAUUGUUUCCUUAAUAAAUACAGCAUCAUUUUCAUAUACGAAAUCAAACUUCAUGUCAUUAUUGCUAUCAUUGUUGUUAUCAUAAUUAUUUUCACCGCUGUUAUCAUUAUGGUCAUUAUUGCUAUUAUCAUAAUCGUUAUCAUUGCUGUUAUCUUAGUUGUUAACUUGAUGGUUUCCAUUGCUGUUAUCAUUGGUGUUGUCAUAACUGUUGUCGUUGCUAUUAUCAUUGUUGUUGCUGUUAUUAUUUAUUAUUAUUAUCAUUGGUGUCGUCUUAAUUGCUGUAUCACCGUUGUUAUCUUAAUUGUUGUUUUUUAUCAUUAUUUUUUUAAAUAAUGACAGCAUACCGCUGGAAUUA
Messenger RNA from Mercenaria mercenaria, 4101 nucleotides. Its product is annotated as toll-like receptor 3. Gene Ontology annotation, cellular component: membrane. The coding region runs from base 119 to 2533 and encodes 804 amino acids. Gene Ontology annotation, biological process: immune response; toll-like receptor signaling pathway. The record is from RefSeq and is a predicted model, not a curated record. Gene Ontology annotation, molecular function: transmembrane signaling receptor activity; protein binding. Lineage: Eukaryota; Metazoa; Mollusca; Bivalvia; Venerida; Veneridae. The transcript has a single exon.